Guillardia theta CCMP2712 is the source of this 1383-nucleotide messenger RNA. RefSeq lists its product as hypothetical. NCBI's taxonomy places the organism in Eukaryota, Cryptophyceae, Pyrenomonadales, Geminigeraceae. Bases 23 to 898 code for a protein of 291 amino acids. The record is from RefSeq and is a predicted model, not a curated record. The transcript is spliced from 16 exons. Gene Ontology annotation, molecular function: protein binding.
GAAAGAUAGCACCCUGAUCAUGAUGGUUGCGAUGCUCGCGACGAACCUCGGGCAGGCGGAGGAGGAGACGACAGCAGGGCGGCUGCCAUGGAAUCUAGCCUCUGCAUGCAUACAAAGGACACAAGGAAGCGGUGGGCUGCGUUUACGUGGAGGUAUGGGUACCAGGAUGAGAGCGUUUGAGUUGGCAAAGAAAGCAAACCUGACAGAUAAAGAUGCAGAAGAUGAAUGGUACAAUGCGCUGGAUGAGAAUCAGACGGAGACACCUUGGUAUUAUCCGUUCUACGACGAUGUCCGCGACGAAAAUGGUCCCUGGUUGCCUGCAAGAAAUAUAAGUGAGGAAACGAUUGAUCCCGAACUGAGAAGGCAUCCCAACGAGACGAUAGAGGAAGCGUUCGAGAGGAUACUUUUGUUCGAUGAUGAGAACAAAACAGCCCUCAACCUACAUUAUCUUAAGUCAGCUGCUUGUGUUGAUGAUUACAAGGGAGUGAAAAAGAUUAUCGAAGAAGAAGGCAUUGAUGUCAAUGCUGAAAUUGAAGAAGCGAGCCUAGAGAAGGCGAUACACUUUGCUGCAUGGUGUGGUAACAUUAAAACUGUCGAAGUCCUAUUGGAACUUGGAGCUGAUGUGAAUGCGAAGAAUUGUUUCAACCAAACUGCACUGCACAGAGCCGCCUUUAGCGGCUUUCAGCAGCUCUGUGAAUUUCUUGUCCAGAGGGGAGCAGACCCUCUUACACCCGACAGCUGGGACUUUUCUCCGCCUGAGUGGGCCGCUGCAAAUUUCAAGAAUUGGACUUGCCAGUGGUUCUAUGCUAAAUUCAUCUCAAAUGAGACUUUCCCCAAGGGACCUCCGCCUCAUUAUGGUUUGAAGAUGAAUGAAGGGUUUGAGUACUUCAAUGUGUAAGGACUUCGAUGAAGAGUUCACCUGAGCUGAACCAUUGCCAUUCUUAUGUUUGUUGGUAGCCACCAGGACGAUGAAACUGGCGAGCCGAUCGUAAAUUAUCUGAAUCUGGUAGACGACCCCAAUCCAGUCUACAAUUUUACAGACAUGAUUGAGAGAGGAGAAAAAGCCUACGAGAUGAUUGACGAGGCCAAGGCUUCUUAUCUAGAGUCGCAGGCGGCACGUUUGGAGAACCGAAGGAUCGUCAAGGACGCAGGGAACAAAUCGACAGGAGGCGCAGGGAGAUUCUCAACAGAAGUGAGGCUCCAUUGCAGGAUUUCUACGAAGCAGGGAAGUAUGAUGACGAGAAUCAGCCCCUCUCGAGCACGGACAACGAGUCGCACAACACAGAUGAUGACUUCUCUUCUACACUGUGAUAAACGUCUUGGAGGCAUCGGCCUCCAGUGCGGGGUUGGAGUGAAGAUCACUUCAAGUCCGGAUGUAUGAAA